Messenger RNA from Paramuricea clavata, 1026 nucleotides. The record is from the annotation of a GenBank genome assembly. NCBI's taxonomy places the organism in Eukaryota, Metazoa, Cnidaria, Anthozoa, Malacalcyonacea, Plexauridae.
AUGAUUAUCAGCCUUACAGGAGAAAAAAAAACACAAAAAAUUAAGGAAGCUUGCCAAAAGCUUCUACAAUCUCCUCAACCUACAAUACGGGAAGUGGCUAGAGUCAUUGGCAUGUUAACAGCUAGCUUCCCAGGAGUAAUGUUUGGGCCAUUACAUUAUAGGCACUUAGAUAUGGAUAAAACUGUGGCCCUGAAAAUAAGAAAAGGCAAUUAUAAUAAGACCAUGACUCUUCCAGAUGAGGCUAAGCACGAGCUGAGCUGGUGGGUAAGCUCAAUUGAAAGUGUGUACAAUGUACACGCUGGUCACGGACAAGCUGACACAACCAUGACCACAGAUGCCUCAAAAACGGGUUGGGGUUGCUCCCUAGCUGGCACACCUACCGGUGGCUCAUGGGACUCUGGAGAAUCGGAGAAACACGUUAACUGGCUGAAAGUUAAAGCCAUAUUACUCAGUCUAAAAUCAUUUGUAGAUCAUAUUUGUCAGAAGCAUGUAAAAAUCCUAUCGGACAACACAACAGCAGUCUGCUGUAUAAAUCAUAUGGGGACUAGUCACUCCAAGGAGAAAAAUCUCUUAGUAAAAGAGAUAUGGGAAUUUUGCAUUACGAAUAACAAUUGGAUUACUGUAGCACAUAUCCCAGGGAAACAAAAUGUCAUUGCAGAUUUUGAAUCGAGGAGGGGUACCAAUGAUAAAGAGUGGGCCCUAGACCAAGCAGUGUAUGAUCAAGCAAUCCAAUUACUGGAUGUGACAUCCAGUAUUGAUCUGUUUGCCUCAAGGCUAAACUAUAAAUGCAAGCCUUAUGUUGCAUUCAGACCUGACCCUGAGGCUCAAGCCAUAAAUGCCUUUCAUAUCUCUUGGGUAAACAUGUGUUUUUAUGCAUUCCCACCUUUUUUGCAUUAUCAACCAAGUAUUACAAAAAAUAUCAGAAGAGAAGGCAACAGGCAUAAUAGUAAUUCCACACUGGCCGACCCAGUCCUGGUGGCCAUAUCUAACCAAUAUGUUAACAAAUUGUCCCCUUAUGUAGCCUAG